AUGGCGGCGGAGGCGGCGGUGUGCAGGUCGGUGUGGGACGGUGCGAUCCCCGUGCGGGUGGUGCUGGACAGCAAGGAAGUCGCCGUGUCGUGCCCGCCCGACGCGCUCUACGUGAGAUGCCAUGCAUGGGAGCGCGCACGGGAAGGAGCGCACGGGAAGGCGCACGGGAAGGCGCACGGGAAGGCGCACGGGAAGGCGCAUGGGUGGAUGCGUCUCAUGGUGCGACGCAUGUCGUUCCUGCCCCUACUCGUGCCCGCCCUCGCAGCGCACUUCCACCCCUUCCUGCCGCCCGGCCACGACACCGUGUGGCUCGACUUCAACGGCCUACCCCUUAAAUGGAACAUCUGGAGUGGAGUGCUCUACGACCUGCUGUGCCCCGAGCAACAGCUGCCCUGGAACCUCACGGUGCACUUCCGCUCGUACCCAUCAGACGUGCUGCUGCCAUUGGACCACCCUGACACGCUCCCUCACACCUACAUGCACGCGCUCAAGCAGGCAGUGAGUGUGCUACAGGGCAGUGUCAAGGCCAUAAUGCAGCUAUCCCAGGCCGACCAAUCGCACCUCUGGGCUGCCGUUGCCUCAGGCGAUCUGGAGUCAUUCCAGCGACUGCUAUCGCUCCUCAACAUCCCUCUCUUCCUCCCACCGCUCUCCAUCUCCUCCUCCCGCUCUCUGCGCUCGCUUGCCCUCCAGCACUCCACGCACCCUCUCAGUGCCUCGCAAGCCCCCAGUCAAGCGUCCACCUCGCCACCUCUCCCACCUGUCCCCAUGCGCCUGCUCCUGCGCCGGGGAGUGCAACCCUCCACCCCCCCCUCCACCGCUGCUCCGAUCCACCACCACCGCCACAGCACAGCAGGCGCGGCCAUAGAAGCAGGCGCACCAGCGGGAGGGGGGGGGUUGGUGGCGGAGGUGGGGGAGGUGAGGAGCUGGCGCGAUGUGGAGAUGGGCAUGCACGUGCUGCCAGGGGGGGGUGCGGAGCAUGCAGGAGGGCAGGCAGGCACUGCAGUGGAAGGUACUGGGAGGAGUGCAGGGCAGUGGAUUUUGCAUGGGAGAAGGGGAGGAGUGGCCACAGGAUGGUGUGAAUGGACGGGCACAGCCUGCUCAUGCUUAUCUGACCAUUCACCAUCACAUCCCCGUGAUUCACUGCGCCCUCCCUCGCCCGUCCCCCCCACAGAGGUUACCAUUGGAGCUGCUCUUGCAGUGGCGCUGCCCCAGCUCGCCUCGUGCUUCGCCCCCCUGCCUGUGCGCGGCAUGCCCCAAAUGCCCGCUGCUGCUCAGGGCAGUGCAGCGGCGGAUGAUGGGGCAAUUGGAGGGGAGAGGGACGAAGGAGAAGAGAGCAGUGAGCGAGAGCAGCAAGGCGCAGGGAGGGAGCUUGUAAAUGAUCAGCAAGGGCAGGUGGUGCAGCGAGCAGCAGAGGGGGAGGCUAGGGCUGCUGCUGCCAGUGCUCCAGACGCGUCUCUCUUCGAUUCGUGUUCCGGAGCCUUCCCCAGCGACCAUCACCAUCAACAUCACCAAUUCCCGUCCCGCGAUUCCUUCUCCGCCGACCAGCCCAUUCCCCACGCCGUCGCCGCUCCCCUCUCGCCCGUCGCCGCUCCCUGCUCGCUCGUGCGCCACCCGUGCCCGUCGCAGCAGCUGCACCCGCCGCCCGCUCUCACCGCGGCAUCCGCCUUGUCCCUCCCCCGGGGCCCCGCCUCCCUCAUUUCCGCCGCGGCCCUUCCCCAGACAUUCGUGUGCGCCAGCAGCAACGGCAGCGGGGGCGCGGGAGGACGGGAGCAGUCGGGGGAAGGCGGGAAUGGUGCGGAACAGUUCGAGCAGCCACCCCGCGGCGCAGCGGCGCCGCUGCACGGCGGCGUCGUGCCGCCGCCCGCGAUGGCCUCCGCCAAUUCGGACGCGCACAGCUACGCGCGCGCAGCUGCUCCGCGCGGGAACGCUUGCCGACCCGCGGACCUGACGGGGCGACUGGCGGCGGUGCUCAAGGGACUGGCGGAGGGCGCGCGCGACGGGAACAGACGCGCGGCGGAACUUACGCGAAGUGACGGGCGGGACGGGGCGGAGGUGCGGGGAGACGCAUGGGGGGCGACGGGGGCAAAGAGGGACGUGGAUGGGCGGCGGGGCUGGCGUGAGGCGCGGAACGGCGAGGGAGAGGGGGAGCGGCGGAAGAGGACGUGCGUGGGGAGCACGGGGAGAGAGGGCGAGCAGAAUGGAGGUGCGCGCGUGGGCGGGGCGGCGGUGGUGUGCGCAGCGCAAGGGGGGGUAGCAGCAGCAGUGGCGGCGGUGGAGGCGGAGGCAGCAGGUAUGGCGGAACAGGCAGCGGCGCUGGCAGGCGCAGCAGCACAGGAGGGCGUGGCGCUGCUGGCACACGCUCAGGCGGUGGCAGCAGAGGGACGGGCAGUGCACAGACGGGGAGAGGGAGAGUCAGGGCAGACGGGGCGGUCAGCGCGGGAGCCUCGUGAGGAGGAGCAGCAAGAGGGCAUGCGGGGCGAGACGGCGCUGAGUCUCGCGCACACACGAAGCGCAGCAGCAGCAGCAGUGGGGGGGGAAACAACUGCACUGUGGUUCACUCCGCCCUUGUCCCGGCGCCUGCAGGUGUCGUGGGCGGGUGAUGGCGUGGCAGCGGGCAUGAUGGGGGGCGCGCAGCAGGAGGCGGAGGCAGUGCGCGUGAGGAACCUGGUGAUGGCACUGGGGGAGGCGCACGCCACUCAGGACACUCUGCGGUUGCGCUGUUUCACACGGCGCCUGCAGCAGCAGGCGAGCGCACAGGGGACGGCCGCACAGCGCGUGGCAUGGCUGUUCCUGGCCGCCCUGCAUGCUCGCUCCCAGGGCUGUGCUGCUGUCACAUGGCUAGACCCCGUGGUCGUGGAUGGACAGGCACUGGCGCAGGCGCCACCGACGUACGGGCCGGUGGAGUGGGCGCUGUACAGCUUCGUGAAUGUCGCUGCUGCCACCGAGCUCUCCCUCGCUCUCUCGCGCGCGUGGGGCGACGCAGGCGCGCAGAAGGGCGUGGGGCCCGUGGGGGCCAUGGGUGACUGUGGUACGGUGGGUGGCGAGGGUGGUCGGGAAGCAUCCAUACUGCUGGAUGCAGGCAGCAGCAGCAGCAGCAGCAGCAGCGGCAGCGGCAGCGGCAGCGGCAGCAGCAGCAAGCGGCAUGUGCACAUCAUAGUGUUCGGCUGCCCGGACGUGUCCCAGUGGGUAUCCCUGCUGCACCGCAUCUCCAUGGAACACUCCCCACCCACCACCACCUCACCACACUCCUCCCCCUCCGCACCAUCACAUGCAGCCCCCCCCACCCCCCAUGUCCACGUGCAUGUGACGUGCAUAGACCUGGAGGUGGUGCGCAUGGCGGGCAUGGCAGCCGGGCAGCUGCAGCAGGUGGGGCAGGUGCUGGCGGGCAUAGCGGACAUGGUGGGGUUAGGGUUCUCCUUCCACGCCCUCCACGUGCACGCCCACGAGUUCUCCCCCCACAUGGUGCACGCUGGGCGACGCCACAGGCGGCCACCAGGGACCAUGGGGACUGGGGGAGUGGCAGAGGAGGGUUGUGGAUCGAGAGAAGGGGCGUGUGUGGAGGACAGUGCUGGGGAGAGGAGUGCGGAGGAGGGGAAGGAAGAGGGGGAGGAGGACGUGUUGGUGUGUUGCUGUUGGAGCAUGAUGGCGUUUCCAGAUGCCACGGUGCUGAGGAGCAAUCCCAGGGAUGCCAUCAUCAAAUGGAUGCACAGCCUGCGGCCGCGCCUGGUACUACUGUCGGAGCUGGACGCGCGCCUCAACACGCCCUUCUUCCUCGCGCGCUUCCAUGAGGCGCUGCGCUUCUUCCCCGCCUUCCUCGACGCGCUCUACCACACCGUGCCGCCCGCCUCGCCACUGCGCGCGCUGCUGCAGGGCAUGCUGCUGCGCAAGCUGGUCAAUUGUGUGGGGUGCGAGGGCGCGCAGAGAGUGGUGCGGCCCGAGAGCAUGGAGCAGUGGCAGGAGCGCAUGGAGCGCCUGGGGUUUGAGCGCGUGGCGCUGAGUGACGAGACGGUAGGGAACAUGCGCACGCUCACAGAGUGCAAGGAUGGGCGGUUUGGGAUUCAGGAUGCACGUGGGGCUGCUCGGCUCACAUGGAAGGGAAGCCCUAUUAUGGCUGUCGGUGCAUGGAGGGCUGUGUGA
Closterium sp. Naga37s-1 is the source of this 4137-nucleotide messenger RNA. The record is from the annotation of a GenBank genome assembly. Lineage: Eukaryota; Viridiplantae; Streptophyta; Zygnematophyceae; Desmidiales; Closteriaceae.